This is a messenger RNA of Liolophura sinensis, 5103 nucleotides long. RefSeq lists its product as uncharacterized. The transcript has 7 exons. The coding region runs from base 430 to 3126 and encodes 898 amino acids. NCBI's taxonomy places the organism in Eukaryota, Metazoa, Mollusca, Polyplacophora, Chitonida, Chitonidae. The record is from RefSeq and is a predicted model, not a curated record.
AGCCCGCGACGACAGUUUAAAUGCCAUCUGUCGUGGCAGCAGACGAAGAAUGUGGCCGCUACCGGCUCGAGGAGAGCGAUCGGCAUCUGGGUAUAAGGCUGUCGGAAUUGACCAGUGCGUCUGGGUUAAGUCUGAAGGGGUUAGGCUAUUGACAGAAGGAAGGCCAGUGCUAUAAUACCUGUAUACACACAGCCUCUCUGUUACCGCCUGUAACCUCGCAUAAUCACAUUUAUGUUUGUAGAGCGGAGAAAAGCGAACACGAUCGCUUCAAUGUGUCGUGAGCGGAGACGGGUGGGCCCCUGGAACUGCACUGGGCGCAGAAGCUUUUCAUGUAACGACACACCUUUGUCGCCGGUGUCAAUCGGGAAGGUAAAUUGAAACAAGGAUUGGAAUUUUCAAGUCGACGAUUGAGUGAAAGUUUGUUUCAAAAUGGAUGGGUUCGCACUCUGGCUGUUCACGGUGAUUGUGUUAGUUUACCAGCUGAGUUCUCUGAGAGACACCAGAUCCAACGGACCUUUUCGAUGGAUGCGGUGGGACAGUUACGACGAAAUUGACACAAAGUUUACGUCUGUUAAUUCCAAAAACUGCAUGACGAAGAUGAAAGAGGAUUUGAUGUUUCCGGACUCGACCGUGGCUCAAAAACCGCAAUUCAACCAACUGCCGACCCAACCUUGGUACCAGAAUCGGACGACGCUUAUCCAUAUGCACAAUAUGGCACUCAACAGGGCCUUCUUCUACAGUUUUAUUUUCCAAAAGUUGAACAAAACCGAGCAGUUUGCUUACCAGCCUGACUGGCAGUACUAUUACAUGAGCGCCACUGCUGACGUCAACGCUAACCCUAACAUGAUUAACGGAAGCGCCGUGUUUUUCGCAUUCAACUCUUCCUAUCCCAACUGGUUUGUCACACUGCCUUUCAACACAACUCUCGAGCUAUUUGCACCUAAAUCCUGGCGAUGGGAUGACUACGGUGAUCAAGAUAACUGGCUUAGAGAACCGACCAAAAGGGUAGCCAUGGUCAGGGACAUUGGGGCCGGGCUAGGCAGCAACUAUACUCAUGACGCGUUUAAAAUGAACCCGUGGUACACGGGUACCUCCACCGGGUUUAGGUGGCUUCCGGAUAAAGAUGCGAAAAUGGACACUGUCACGAAGUUUACAUACAGCGUGGGCAUAAAAUACUCCGAUGUCACAGGAACUUUCGUCGCAGACGAGUAUGAAGGUACGGCAUUCUUCGGACCCGCCUCACCUGGCGCUUUGGACAAAGACAUAGCCUUGCCCGUGCUUUUCACGAGACCCUAUUACGACUGUGGCCAGGCUAAUAAAUGGAUCGUCAGUGCGUAUUCUCCAAUAGUUGACUUCAUGCCCCGUUACAGCAAUUGGACACAUCUUAGGCGUGCCACGAUCACUGCUCUGGUUGUUAUAGACACUGAUUUUAACAAACUGGAUUUCAACGCAUGCCCAGUAGCUGUUGGUAAUCCUGGUCCGAGUUACCUGUCUGGGAUAGACAGGUGUAAAACGAAGACGACAAUGUGCAAGCAUAAGAUGGGCUUCGGCUUUAAGAGGGGUGGAUACGUGUGUAUAUGUCGCCCAGGCUACAGGUACCCGAUGUACGUCACCCCACCGUUUCAAGGCGUGGAUUUGGAACGAGCCACGGAGUAUGAAUACAACAACAGUUACCAGUGCGACUCUGUCGACUGGGCCCAGGUCCUUCCUAAUAUUGAAUACGACAGAGAUGUGCUGAUGGGACGAGUAUCAAGAAUCAAGCAAGCGUAUUUAACAGAUAUCGUGAAAACCCGAGGACUGAGAUCGAUCAACUUGACCGCAGAGGCUUUCGGACCUCAGCUGAAGUUUUCUCGCCGGUACAUGCCACGUCACUUUCGGGUUGGUCCCUCUCAUGAAACUACAACGGCGGUGUCUCAUUACGAGAUCGUCCACAGCCACCAGCUGAUGUAUCGCUUCAGCGAAGAAAAUGAUCGCGGAAAUCUGACUUGGUCAGUUUCUAGACGCGUGAGACGGAAACGAUCGCUGUUCGAUCAAACUAAACGCCAUCGGAUGGACAGAAUCUUUCGCAAGAAGAAAUCCGUCACGGCUGCGAACUGUGGCGGUCGUAGUGAAACAGAGUUACAGCUUCCGGGCGACGUCUCUUACGGCGUCGACGAGCAGUUUGAGGCCGAGGCACGUACCGCCUUGCGCCUUGCCCACUUCCUCUCUAACUAUCUUCAAAAUGUGAACUAUGGCGAGAACUUUGGCGAUAUCCGAAGCGGAGGACAUCUUCAUGUUGAUCAUAUGUUUGGAGAAGUCAUCGCUAACGUCAUGUCCAAUUACCGCCUGUGGUCCAGUGGGAUUUUCUUCGAAAGAAAUUCCUUCGAAAAUUCGGAUGGGUCGACACGCGAGUAUUUCGGGCCUUACGCUUUUCGAACAGUAAAAUCAACUUACGACGCUUUCGACUGGGCUGGGCUUAGGACACCUUACACAACGCAGGAUUGGUUUGUGUCUAUGAAGGACAGAUGGGAGACAAACUUUGAGGGUUUGGUUAAGUACAAAAUGAGACCCUACUUAAGAUCAGACGUGAAUGGAACGGGACAUAAGCGGUUUGAGUACUUUCCGAUGUCGUACAAAGCACCAGAGCUGAAACACGGUCGAUGGAGCCGGCCGUAUUUUAAGUGUGACGGCAUAACUGAUGACUGGGUCAUGACCUUCACUGUGCCUUUUUUCGGGAGAACGCAGUUAAGAGAUAGGCUGCAGUUCAGAGGGGUCAUCUCUGUGGACGUGAAGCUGGAUGACCUUGACAUAUAUCAGUGUCCUCAGCCCUUCUAUGUGGCCAACGCUUUCAAAAAUACGGCCCGAUGCGACGGACUCUCUACUGUGUGUGCCCAGAUUAAAGGGUUGAAGUUUAUCGGCGGAGGGUAUCGAUGUAACUGCGCACCGGGGUUCGAGUACCCUCACAGAGAUAAGAAGAUGUGGAUAGAGGGCCAGCUGCUUGAAAACGAGUAUGAGAAGCAGCAGAAAGGGCUGUUUAGCAGGUACGACGACCUCAAGUGCCGAGUUUCCAGUGCUCCUAUCCUCUACACCCAUUCAUUGCCGGUCCUCCUGCUGACAUCCGUUCUAUUUCGCAUUGCUGGCCGUUGAUGUAGUGGCACGAGGGCAAGGUCUGACUCAUGAAGUUGAACUACAGCAUCCGCUAAGCUUCUCUGAAAGAAGGAACAUUGCUAACAGGUCAUUUGUUUGUACAUUGGCUGUGGUGUGAUGUUGGCGCCGGGGGCAUGGGUGCAGUGAUGCUGCUGCGAUAUGAGCGAAACAUUGUGGUACUCGUACUGACGAAGUGGUAGGCCCUGUUGCGUGGUGGGGUGUUCAGUACGGUUUUCAAAUGGCUACCCUGGACAAGUAACCAGCUGUAUACCUGGCAGAGAAAUAAACGAAGUCAGUACACGUAUAGGAGCUUUGGUCAAAAUAUUAGACUACCUGUUCCAUUUUCUUUCAACAAAAAGUAGCAGGCUGCAGAUAGCUGGUAGCCAACUAUAAUGAACAGUUGUAUUAUUUCAGUAUUUGGGGAUUCGUUAUGGUGCAGCGGGGAAUAGGCUGGCUUCUACAUAUUCAAUUAUAUGUUCAACAACCUUUUUCGCUUAGGAGAAUUUCCACCAAAGAAGUCGUCAAACUCUUAAUAUAUGUAUAUAAUGUUAUGGAUAUCCAGUUUGCCGCAGUAUUGUUUGAGACAUAUCAAAUGGUGAUCGCAACGGAAAUGUCUAUAAAAGCAUUAAUGCUACGAGUACACUUGUAAUAAUAACUUAUGCGUGCCAUUUUUUCCCAUUUUCAUACCAAAUGCAUUCAUGUAUAUAAUAUAUCUGUCAACCUUACUUUACAGGUUUACUCUAGUACAUGGGCACACUUAGUAAGGUUUUCAUCGUACAAUCAGUGUUCACACUAAGACAUAAAAUAACGCCUUUUGUAUUGUUCUCAAAUAUUCUUCCCAUAAAAUUUCUAUUUAAUACUGGACUAACUUUAGCUUGGAAGAAAAAACCUGUGAAUGACAGCUGGAUAAUUAAUCGGAAAUAUGCGAAAAAUAAUAUUUUUAAAUAUCAUAUACUAAUUUUGAUACACAAAAUAAUUAAAUAAUAAAAGUGAUGUUAGUAGAAAUAUUAAACAUGUGCCGAGUCAUAAAUGCGAGAUGACUAUAAUUACCUGCGUGUACAUCGAAUUGACUUUAAGUGGUAGCAUUCUACUUGAUCUUUGUAUAGAUAGGACGCUGUAAUUGUGACGAUAAAAGGUAAUGUGAGAAUUCAAUACAAAACUAUUUGUUGGAGAAAGAAAUCCAUAAAGUAUGAAAUAUCAGAUUACCGAACAUGACUGUUCAUGCAUGACCACGUAUACCUUUUGUUCUGGCUUAAUUAAUACUUGUGGUGAGUUCCUGUCCCCAAAGAACAAAUACCACAAAAGUAUGAGAAAAAUCAUGAGAAGUACCACAGAUAAUUAUUUGAGACUAUACAUUGAACAAACGUCCAUCAGCACUGUUUAUAGUUAUGGCAUUCAACAGACCUCUUCAGAGAAAACCUUUGUAAAAAGUCGAUGUAACCUAUUGAUCUAUUACUGAUUACGGAUGAAUCCGUUAUAUAGAUGGAUGAAAAUGCAAUCUGUCAUGACUCAGAGAGCAGAGUUAACGGAAGAUUGUAUAAGGCUGUUGGAUGUGUCAGUAUUUGUUUGUGCAUCAAAUGCAUUCCGUGUCUGUUCUGCAGCUUAUUUCGUCCCCGAACUGAGGAGCUAUAAGGUCACAUUCCUGUCUCUCUGUCUGAUUGUUAUCUAUCGAGUUAUACUAAAAAGUUACCGGUACCAAGUUUGCCAGUUUCCAUGAAAUGUGGAGGGGAACGUGUCAAUGGUGUCACAGCGUUGUUUGAAACAAAACUGUAGACCCUGAUCAAGCGUCAGGAAAGGACCAGCAUCAGUUAAAAGAUUGUGCAAAUAACAUGACGUUUGGUCAUUUCUACACCUCUUGCUCAAAUUUUAAAACUGAAACACUGUCUAAUAAAACUGGGUUAAAGCUUCGCCUAUAACGCAUUUUGGAGACGUUAACUUUUUGUGACAGAUAUGGGACGGAUGUGUGACACAUGUGUG